AUGAUCUCAAUGUGUGAUAUAGAAGACACAACGUCGCUUAAUCGGAUCUCUAGUGAUGAUGAGGAAUCUUUGGAAAGUCCGUUAAUUAGUUAGAAGUUUCAAGAAAUGAAAUAAGAAUGUGUUGAUUAAUGUGAAGUGGAGGUGGCAAUUACAUAAAUUCCAAUAGAAAUAUCAUUCGAUAGACAUAUAGAUCAAAGGAUUAACGACACUGCUGUGUUGCAACAUCAUGCGGAUGAAAUUACGGAGAAGGUAAUGAAGAAUGUUAAGAGAGCAUUUUCGAGGGAUUAUAUAAAGGAAAUCGUAUCCAAAUCGAAGAAAAGAUUUAAGGUGGAUGGUUUUAAUUUGGAUUUAACUUAUAUUGAAGACAAUUUAAUUGCAAUGGGUUUUCCUGCAGAGAAUUUUGAAGCUAUUUAUAGGAAUCCCAUGUCAGAGGUGUAGAAAUUCUUAAAUACACGUCAUCCCAACAACUAUAUGGUCAUCAAUUUAUGUUCAGAAAGAAAGUAUAAGCAUGAAUCAUUUUUUAAAGUGGCUGAAUUUCCUUUUGACGAUCAUCAGGCACCCCCUUUUAAUUUGAUAGUUGAAUUUUGUGCUAUGGUGCACAGUUGGUUGAUGUCUAAUCCAAAUAAUGUAAUUGCAGUCCAUUGUAAGGCUGGCAAGGGGCGAACGGGAUUGAUGAUUUGUUGUUAUUUGCUAUACUGUGGUAAGUACGUUUCAAGCCAAGAUGCCUUAGCAUAUUAUGGACUAGUUCGUACUUUGAAUUAGAAGGGAGUUACCAUUCCGAGUUAGAUUAGAUAUGUUCAUUAUUUUAGUUUUGCUUUGAAAAACGACCUAAUCAAGAGGCCAUUUCUUUAAGUAGAGUUGCUUUCAGUAAGAUUGGUUGGUUUGAUCCACGGAACAUUGAUACGAUUGUAGAAUAAUAGCAAGCAAUUGAUAGAAAAAGCACAGAUUAUAUCAGAGAAGGAAGUGAUUUUCACUUUUGAUGGUGUAUACCUUUAAGGGGAUGUGCUCUUGUAGAUCUUCUAAAAGUCAAUUGUAUCAGAGUCCAAAAUGUUAUAAAUUUGGUUCAAUACAACUUUUGUAUCAUUAUCCCCGAAUGAAUAAAUAUUUAAGGCUUCUGAAAUAGACUUCAUGAAGAAUACGAAAAAAAAGAAACACUGCACGAAUAUACAGUUAGAACUUUUACUUGAUAAAACUAUAGAGAUCAGAAAACGAUCAAAUUGUUUAUCUAAAGAUAUAUGA
Molecule: messenger RNA, 1239 nt
Organism: Paramecium tetraurelia
Lineage: Eukaryota; Ciliophora; Oligohymenophorea; Peniculida; Parameciidae
Exons: 3
Biological process (GO): dephosphorylation
Cellular component (GO): cytosol
Molecular function (GO): phosphatidylinositol-3,4,5-trisphosphate 3-phosphatase activity; protein tyrosine/serine/threonine phosphatase activity
Source: RefSeq, a predicted model, not a curated record